Molecule: messenger RNA, 3282 nt
Organism: Zea mays
Lineage: Eukaryota; Viridiplantae; Streptophyta; Magnoliopsida; Poales; Poaceae
Exons: 21
Coding region: 245-3016 (923 amino acids)
Biological process (GO): DNA replication; double-strand break repair via homologous recombination
Cellular component (GO): cytoplasm; nucleus; chromosome
Molecular function (GO): ATP binding; 3'-5' DNA helicase activity; nucleic acid binding
Source: RefSeq, a predicted model, not a curated record
CUUGUAUGGGUCAGAAGGACCCUACUGUGAGGGCCCAAAUACUAACGGCCUACUAGGCACCACUAGCGGGACGGCAGGACGAAUGAUUUGGCGGGAACAUCGAUAAUAUGCCGCCGUUUUCCUUCCCCGAACCCUCCACCUUCGCCGGCCCGUCAGCCACGACCGCCACCAUUCAAUCCUUCCACUUCCAUCCCUACUCCGUCUCCUCUACCGUCCACCCAUUCCGGCGGAGCUCCCCGCCAGAAUGGAGGCGGCGCUGAAGGGCUAUUUCGGGUACUCAACGUUCCGGCCGUACCAGAGGGAGAUCAUACAGAAGGUCCUGGAUGGGCGGGAUUGCCUCGUCGUCAUGGCCACCGGAAGCGGCAAGUCCAUCUGCUAUCAGAUUCCCCCACUGGUUACGAAGAAAACAGCUGUCGUUGUAAGCCCUCUUCUGUCCCUGAUGCAAGACCAGGUUAUGAGUUUAAAACAAAAAGGUGUGAAAUCUGAGUACCUUGGCAGCACCCAAACGAAUAGCUCCGUCAGUAAUGAGGCAGAAAAAGGCACGUUUGAUGUGCUUUACAUGACACCGGAGAAAGCCAUUUCACUUCCUUCAAGAUUUUGGAGUAACUUGCAGGCUUCUGGAAUCUGCUUGUUAGCUGUUGACGAAGCUCAUUGCAUAUCAGAAUGGGGCCAUGAUUUCAGGACAGAGUACAAGCAGCUGCAUUCAUUGCGCAACCUUCUUGUGGGUGUUCCCUUUGUUGCUUUAACUGCUACAGCCACAGAAAGGGUACGCCAAGAUAUUUCUACUUCCUUGGUUCUUUGCAGUCCUCACGUGGUGGUUGGUUCAUUUGAUCGUCAUAACCUUUUCUAUGGUGUGAAAACAUGCAACCGAUCUAUGUCCUUUAUAAGUGAACUUGUGAAAGAUGUUUCAAAGAGGAGUGAUGUGGGUGAGUCAACAAUAAUAUAUUGUACGACCAUCCGGGACACAGAACAGGUUCAUGAGGCUUUAGUUACUUCUGGAAUCAAGACUGGAAUCUAUCAUGGUCAAAUGGGCAGCAGAGCUAGAGAGGAAUCCCAUAGAUCCUUCAUUAGGGAUGAAGUUCUUGUAAUGGUGGCAACUAUAGCUUUUGGGAUGGGUAUUGAUAAGCCUGAUGUUAGAUGUGUAAUACACUAUGGAUGUCCAAAGAGCCUAGAGUCUUACUACCAGGAAAGUGGGCGUUGUGGAAGAGAUGGACUGCCUUCAAUCUGCUGGCUAUAUUACCAAAGAAGUGAUAUUACAAAAGCUGAUUUCUAUUGUUCUGAGGCAAAAAAUGAAACCCAGAGGAAAGCAAUCAUGGAUUCCUUCAUGGCAGCACAAAAAUAUUGCUUGCUUGCUACAUGCCGUAGGAGGUUCUUAUUGCAAUAUUUUGGUGAAGAAUGGAACAUUGACUGUGGUAAUUGUGAUAAUUGCACAGCAGUGAAAAAUGAGAGGGAUUUGUCAAAAGAAGUCUUUUUGUUGCUGUCCUGCAUCAAAUCUUGUGGAGGACGCUGGGGCCUCAAUUUACCUAUUGAUGUUCUCCGUGGCUCACGAGCCAAGAAGAUUGUUGACAACAAUUAUGAUAAACUACAAAUGCAUGGGCGUGGUAAAGAUUAUUCGUCAAACUGGUGGAAAGCACUUGGUGGUCUUCUUAUAGCACAUGACAAUUCUAUUGCUGUCUUUUCCCUGGCAAAAGAAGAAAGUAUUACAGAAAGAUUUCAUUUGAAUGCAAGCAAAGAUUAUUUGAAGGAGACUGUUCGUGAUACAUUUAGAUUUGUCAGUGUCAGUCCAAAAGGGGUCAAGUUUCUCUCUACUGCUGAUAAAAUAGAUGGAGCACCACUGGUAUUUCAGCUGACUGCAGAGAUGAUUGAACUAGAGGAGCACGGUAGUUCACAUCAUAAAGAAGGUGGUUUGAAUCUUGUGCCAACAUUAGAAUCUGAAAAAUUUUCUGAGGAUGAAUCAAAACUCUAUCAAAGGCUCCUGAAUGUUAGGAUGAAGAUUGCUCAAGAUAUUGGCACUGCUCCGUAUGCUGUAUGUGGCGAUCAGACAAUAAGAAACUUUGCAAAGAUGAGACCUUCUACUGGAGCUAGACUUGCUAAUAUCGAUGGUGUCAACCAGCAUUUUAUUUCACGUUUCAGUAACAUUUUCAUCCAAAAUAUUGCGGAAUUGUCGAAGGAGUUAAACCUCCCGUUGGAUAAUUCACCAUUUCCACCACCACCACCAACAAAUCCAGCUGCAGAAAAUAUUGCUGGUAUACCAAAACCUGUACAAAACAAUCUUCCUGGGAUCUUGGGUGAUGCAAAGCUGACUGCAUGGGAAUUGUGGCAUAAGCAGGAGUACUCAUUCCUGAAAAUUGCUUAUUUCCGCAGAGCAGUGCCAAUAAAAGAGCAAACAGUUAUUGCGUACAUUCUUGAUGCUGCUCGAGAAGGAUGUGAGAUGGACUGGAGUAGGUUUUGCAGGGAAGUAGGGCUGACACCUGAUAUAGCCACCGCAAUUCGUCUUGCAAUCUCAAAGGUUGGAUCACGUGAGAAAAUGAAGCCAAUCAAAGAGGAGCUCCCAGAGAAUGUAACUUAUGACAUGAUCAAGACAUUCCUGACUAUUGAGGGGUGUGGAUUGUCAGAGCAAGUCUUUGGUAACGGUACCGCUGACGGUGUCUCUAGUAGAAUAGCAGAGUCACCAAUAUCUUCCUGCCAUGCAAGUGAAGCAGGCGGAAAUGGUGUCCCAGCAGCGGCAGAGGCCAGUGAUGCAAACCCUUCAGCAAAGAGAGGUCAAACUGUUUGUGCUGAGGAGCCAGCAACAAAACUGCAAAGGACAUACGAGCAUGGAGCUGAGUUAACUGGCACGGCGACUGCUACUGUAGAUUCUGUGCUAGAUCUGGUUGCGAGCUGCAAUGGGGUAUCGCUGGAGGAUGUUGCCAAGCACUUCAAGGGAUCCAAGAGAGAAUCGGUCCUGGAGAUAUUGGAGGGCCUUGAAUCUGAAUUCACAAUUUACAAGAAAAACGGGAACUACAUGGUCCUGUGACAAACUUGCCCGCGUAGUCUGGGAAGGGGAUAUGCCUCAGCUGUGUGUGUAUAUAUAUAUAUCUAUACGAUGGUGGGUGACUUACUGACUUUGGACUAUGGUAGCAAGGUUGUUGGCUGGUGUGCAUGUGCUCAUUUUGGGGAUUGGGCAGAACUAGCAGAUGUACGAACGUGUGUGUUUGGAGCUGGGAUCCUUUCUGUCAUCUCGCAUAUGAGUAUCUUGGACUAAUUGACCCCGCGUAUUUUCGUUGGGUUUUGAUGCGUUCA